Bombus impatiens (common eastern bumble bee) is the source of this 2682-nucleotide messenger RNA. RefSeq names its product transcription cofactor vestigial-like protein 4 (gene Tgi). The transcript has 6 exons. NCBI's taxonomy places the organism in Eukaryota, Metazoa, Arthropoda, Insecta, Hymenoptera, Apidae. Gene Ontology annotation, molecular function: transcription coactivator binding. The record is from RefSeq and is a predicted model, not a curated record. Gene Ontology annotation, biological process: negative regulation of DNA-templated transcription. The coding region runs from base 1043 to 1579 and encodes 178 amino acids.
UAGGCAUAAUUGUUGGAGGGAAAAGAGGGAGUUUGAACUGUAUUUAUACGGUCGGCGUGGCGCGCGUUUGUGCCUCUGGCAAUCUUCCCGCUAGAGGGCGCCUCGACGGACGAAUACCAGACAUUCCAGCGUAAUGUUUAAGUAGUGGGGAAUCGAGGCUGGCUCUCGUGUGUCAAAGAGCCUGUGUUCCUUGUGUGUUCGACCGCAUACCAUUAGAUUUUCCAUCGUUUUCAAUGAAAAUACGUACUGUGCGUUGGCUCGACGUGCCAGCGGACGUCGUGCCGGAUGUUUGAUCCUCUGUUCGUCAGCCUGUCAAUGCAGAAACAUCGAGAGCAGAGAUCCUCGUGACGGUGCCGUGGUCGUCAGCGUUCUAUCGCGGGAAUUUCAACCCGUGUGUCGAACACCUGCUGCAUCUCUACCUCGAGAAACACUUCCUAUCUGAAGUUCAAUCCCGCGGACAAGUGAAGUUCUUUUAGAAAUAAAAACUAAAAAGGGUGAAAUUGGUGGAUCAAGGAUACCUUUGUUCAAGUUCUCGAAGAAGAAGUACGAGAGAAGAGAUGUCCGCCGUCGAGAGCGCCUUGGACGUCCUCUCCAGGGCGGCUACCAUGGUGCAAGCCUGGGUCAUACUUAUAAGAGCCAAUGGUCCUGAUUUCUGGCCGACGACCAGUCGAAUUCGUCGAUAGAUCGCGUCACGCCGCUUUCUUCGAGUUCUCCUCGAGGCUACCAGGACAUCAUGGAAGCCACUUUCUUCGGUGAGAAGAAGAUCCUCCCAUGGAAAGGAUAUUCCACGUAUUCUAUUCUCUGAUUUCAUAAAAAAAGAGAAAAAAACAAGGAGAAGAUUGUAAAAAGUGGCUUGAAAUCUGUGCAAUUUUUAUAACUUGAUGGGAACCAGUCGGUGGUUCGCGAUAUUCCGCGCUUCUUCAAGCUCUAUGGACCGUCUGUGAGAGAAUAAGAGAGGAGGAAUCAUUGAUUUAUGAUUAAUCUUGUUGGUAUUCACGGUGGUUGCAAAUUGAGUUCAUGACACCUGAAGAUUUUUCGAAGCAUGGAGAUCUCGCCGAGGAGAAGGUGUUUCUGGCAGCCGUGGCUCACUACGGAGAACUUUCAAACGGUAUACAAACCCGGAGAAGAGAGGCCGAAGACGACGAAUCUCCACCGGAAGCCGAGUAGCGCGUGGCGUAAGGAGCGUAGGAGGGAUCCUAUCCAAAGUGAAGCUCUGGACAUGUCCGCAGCCAGGGUCCAUCAUCAUCAUCAUCACAGCAGGCCCAGCGUGAUUGUUCCUACCACACCGCAACCUGGAACAACUAUCGAGGACACGGCAGUGACGCCCACUCCAUCACUGACGCCGUCGGCGGCAGCAGGAGGCCAAAGAACCGGGGUCAGAACUGUGGGUGGUGUGAGUGACCCUGCAAUAGACGAGCAUUUCAAGCGAUCUUUAGGCCUAGAAGAGUACGCUGCAGUUUUUAACGCCACCACUACUGACAAAGAAGCAGGCCUUAGUGUGGAUGAUCACUUUGCAAAGGCUCUUGGGGAAACCUGGACAAGGCUGCAGGCAACCAGCAGAAGCAAGGACUCGACUUAACUGCCGGACAGUUAACCAAGAGUCUUCACCAUCGUCGUUGCGUUGUUGCUGUUGCUUCUGUUUUCUUCAUUGUGACAUCCAGUGUGGUUCCAUUACCUGUUUAAUUAACCCAUAAAUUAACGUGAAAUCGCUGUUAAUAUCCGUAGAAGAAACAGUGGGAGCAACCAAUGAACUCUGUAUUAAUAUUAUUAUAAUAUUAUUAUUAUUACUAUUAUUAUUGUUUGGUUCGCGUGGGAAGCAGAACGAAAGAGUACCUAAGUGUCCUUGAAAUGUCAUAGAUGCUCUUGGGUGCAAUCGACGGCGUACCGCGAUUUUUCUAACUUCUUGGGACAAUUGUACUCGAGAUACUGUAUAUAUAGACGCGUAUUCUUUUAAUCAUGCCAUCAUCGCGGCCUCAGAGGCCUCAAGUUAUUUAUUAUACGAUGUUCCAUACUGCCUCGCUAAAUACUAGAUCCGUUCAUUCCUUUUGACUUCUUUCUGCUGCAGUAAGAAUUUGAAGAAAAGAAGACUUUUAAGAAAAUUAACGAAGAUUAACCUUCUACAGUUCUAAUUGCAUUCUGUGUGUGAUUGUGCCGAUUUUCUGAUACUUUAAUCUUUCGUUAUAAAUAUACGUUUUCCGUAAUGUCCAUCAAUAGUAUAAACGGCACGAAGAGGAAUUGUAUUUUCCUCUAAAAUUAAAAAGAUGAUACUGAUAAAGAAUAAAACGUCGAAUUCGGUUCGAUGUAGAACCGUAUGGAAUUAGAACUACUGCAGCUGUUGGAAGAGAAAGUAUAAUGAACGGUGUGACUUGUACGUAAUUAAUUAUUCGCCUAAACGUAUUACGUGUACAUAUAUAUGUACUUAGUAUAUAUGUAUGUAUGUUACAUAUAUUUCGCAAUACAUAUAUAUAUAUAUAUAAGUAAUGCGUAUGUUGUAAUUAUAGAAAACCGAGAGUCUUUAUAAAGAACGUAGAGGAUAAGCACGAAACCGUAUAAAUUGAACCGGUUGUUGCACAAACUUGUAACACGUGUUCACCUCGUGUAACUAUAUAUAUAAUUAUAUAUAUAUAUACACAUUGUAUCAAAGAGAAGAGAAAAAAGAAAACGAAAGAGGAUACAUAAGAA